AUGAGCAGUACUGAAGGUAUUCCAAUACGCCGACUUGUUGUACAUGAUCCAAAAGAUAUGCCACUUCAUUAUGGCGAAACACCUGGUGGCAGUAUUUUUUCAACAACUCCAGGGGGCACUCGUAUUUAUUAUGAUCGAGCUUUUUUACUGUCUCGUCGUGAUUCACCCAUGACACGUUCACCACCUCAUUUACCCUAUAUUCCUGAAGUUACAUUAAUUCCGGAACCGGAAAAGCAUGACGUUGUUGAAAAUGGUGUUAAGACAGACAAAAAAGAAAAACCAGCAUCAUCGGUUGAUAAGUCGAAUUUGUCAACAACUGUACAACAACAAUCAACAUCGGCUAAGAAAGAAGGUGAUGAUCAAUUUUCAAUGGAUAUGUGA
This is a messenger RNA of Rotaria sp. Silwood2, 381 nucleotides long. The record is from the annotation of a GenBank genome assembly. Lineage: Eukaryota; Metazoa; Rotifera; Eurotatoria; Philodinida; Philodinidae.